This is a messenger RNA of Mangifera indica (mango), 1450 nucleotides long. Its product is annotated as cysteine protease RD19A-like. The transcript has 4 exons. Gene Ontology annotation, molecular function: cysteine-type endopeptidase activity. Bases 73 to 1194 code for a protein of 373 amino acids. The record is from RefSeq and is a predicted model, not a curated record. Lineage: Eukaryota; Viridiplantae; Streptophyta; Magnoliopsida; Sapindales; Anacardiaceae. Gene Ontology annotation, cellular component: lysosome.
UCAAAAGCUAAAUAAAUAUCUAUCAGCUCUCAGGUGUGUGGAUUUCAGUGUUCGGCUGCUCUCUUCUCCAAAAUGGAACGAAUUUCUCUAUAUUGUCUCCUCCUUCUUCUAUCUCUUCUAUGCUCUGCACUCGCGUCCACCGUAGUAUCUGAUGAUGACUUUGAUGACGAAGAGAUUUUGAUCAGGCAAGUCGUUACAUCGUACGACGAUGAUCAUCUUUUGAACGCGGAGCAUCACUUUUCCCUCUUCAAAUCAAGAUUCAGCAAAAUUUAUGCCACCAAAGAGGAGCACGACUACCGAUUUGGCGUUUUCAAGGCUAACUUGCGGCGAGCGAAGCGCCACCAGUUCCUGGACCCCUCAGCGGUCCACGGUGUCACCAAGUUCUCUGAUUUGACGCCGUCUGAAUUCCGUCGUCAGUUCCUCGGCUUAAACAGGCGCCUUCGGCUCCCAGCCGACGCUGAAAAGGCUCCCAUUCUGCCCACCAACGAUCUUCCCACUGACUUCGACUGGCGUGACCAUGGUGCCGUUACUGGCGUUAAAGACCAGGGUGCUUGUGGAUCAUGCUGGUCCUUUAGUGCGACUGGGGCUUUGGAGGGUGCUCAUUAUUUAGCAACUGGCGAACUAGUGAGCUUAAGUGAGCAGCAGCUUGUGGAUUGUGAUCACGAGUGUGAUCCAGAAGAAUAUGGUGCUUGUGACUCUGGGUGUAGUGGUGGGCUCAUGACGACUGCCUUUGAGUACACACUCAAGGCUGGAGGACUUGAACGAGAGGAAGACUAUCCUUACACUGGGACCGAUCGUGGUUCCUGCAAGUUUGACAAAAGCAAAAUUGCGGCUACUGUAUCUAACUUCAGCGUUAUUUCCCUUGAUGAAGAUCAAAUUGCUGCUAAUCUAGUGAAGAAUGGUCCUCUUGCAGUGGGGAUCAAUGCAGUUUUCAUGCAAACAUAUAUUGGAGGGGUUUCUUGCCCCUACAUUUGCGGGAAGCACUUGGAUCAUGGAGUGCUUCUGGUGGGAUACGGCUCAGCUGGUUAUGCACCUAUCAGGUUUAAGGAGAAGCCUUACUGGAUCAUAAAGAAUUCGUGGGGAGAAAACUGGGGAGAGAAUGGAUACUACAAGAUAUGUAGGGGUCGCAAUGUAUGUGGAGUGGACUCCAUGGUCUCAACAGUAGCAGCAGCCAUCCACACAACCUCACACUAGAUUGUUGAAUUCCCAUAUUCAUACUAUGGAGGUCAUGCCAGUAAAUACAAGUGAUAUUAUAAUAUGUGUAACAUAUAUUUAUCUGUUAGAAUGAAUAGGCUCAGCCUAGGAAGAAACUUUUCAUGGUCAUGGUGUUUAAAACGUAUGUAAUAUUGUCAGGACUGGCAAUUUCAUGGUUGUGUACUGCUGCAGACAAUUGUUUGCCUUUGUUUAAAUGGUUAUGUUAUCUCUAUAUGGAGGAGCUGCCUUGUAGAAA